This is a messenger RNA of Eriocheir sinensis (Chinese mitten crab), 2548 nucleotides long. RefSeq lists its product as uncharacterized. The record is from RefSeq and is a predicted model, not a curated record. Bases 655 to 1689 code for a protein of 344 amino acids. NCBI's taxonomy places the organism in Eukaryota, Metazoa, Arthropoda, Malacostraca, Decapoda, Varunidae. The transcript is spliced from 5 exons.
AGGGAGUGAAACUUCCUGUUGAGUCUGUUUUAUCAGCAGGGGCGGCGAGAGAGCACGGAGGCAGGGCUGGCGGGACUGAGCAGUGUAUCAAUACUGCACUGUGCCAGAGGCGUGAUACCUCGCUUCGGACCCUCGGCCUACUGACACACACAUUACAUAUAGGCACUCCUGGGGUACAAACCGGUUCACGGCAAUCCCACUAGGCAUAAAAGGGGGAUAAGUGAGGGUAGCAUCGCGUUGGCACGGUGUAUUAAUUGAAAAACUAGUCGGGUGUUGCAAGCUGGCGCACUGGACCUUCCUCUCCGCUGCAGGACCGGGAAGCGAGGUGGUGCUGGCUGGGAUGCUCAGUGUGGCCGGAGGAUAGCCUGGCCUACUGUAGUGCCUGUGCCUUGCCGGUAUGACCCCCUGACUAAAUCUGUGUGUUUAGUGCGUGUCGCGUUGUGCUGGGAGUGGAGUGAGUGGCUGCCGCUCUGAGGGGCCGCGGAUCUGAGGACAUGCAGGAUAGAGAACCAGGCGGCCAGACUCCCACCCACAGUCCUGAAUCGCGAGAUAUCGUUAUGGAUCGGUCUAUAAUGGACGGGGGAUAUCAUGCGUCGUGGUAGUUCAGUGGAGGCCCUGGCAAUAGUGACAACCUGCUAGGCGGAGGGGCCUUGCAUGGGAGACGGCGACGAUAUGGAGGUGGCGAGGACGGAGCCACAAGCCGAGGUGACCGACGUGCUUAUCAAGAGAGGCUUCAAGCGUGCGGCCAUCGUUGGCAUGGCGACCGGCAGCAGCACAGUGUUCCAGGGCGCCGUGACCAUGGGCGUCGACACCUCCAGCACGCCCGCAGCAGUGGUGGGCGCCGUGCUCAUGGUGGUGGGAGUGGUGGUGACGGCAGUGUCGGCGGCGGGCUACCGCAAGUACACGGCCUACCGCGCCCGCCAAGUGGACGCCGUCAUGGCCAGGGCCCGGAGGCUGGCCCGCGGCGAGGGCGGCGCCCCUGCCCUGUUGGACCUUGGCUCCGGGGGCGAGCUGCUGCGAGUGAUGGCGCCCUGUGACCUGCUGACCUCAGGGGCUCUCAUCAACGGCACGGGCAACGGUAAGGAGGUGGGCGCCGCCCUCUCCAGGAAGGGCAGCGUUGACAUCCUGGCGGCGGCCAAGGCGGCGGCGCGCCGGGGCAGCGUUGACAACCUGAGUGUGCGGGUGACGGAGGCAAGCUUCGGCCCCACCCCGCGGCGAGGCGGCGACGCCCCCCGCCGCCAGGGAGGCAGCACAGAGAACCUGCUGGACGCCGUGGCGGCGCCCCCGACCAUCGAGCUGUGCCCCGGCAUGGUGGUGGUGCCCGUGUACCUGGAGGAGUGGAGCAGCACGGUGGAGGUGUACAUGCCGGACGAGCACGAGGCGCCGCUGUGGCUGUACUCCGACAUGCUGCUGCUGUUCUGGCUGGCGGUGCUCCUCGGCAGCCUGGGCCACAUGCUGCUCAACGCCGCCUUCAUCGUGCUGGGCGCCGCCUUCCACACGCGGCCGAGCCUCACCGUGGACGUGCUGUGCGGCGUGCUGGGCAGCAUCGGAGGCGUGUGUGUGGUGGGCGCGGUGCUGGCCGCCCGCCGCUGUCACACUGUAUACCAGCACUACCUGCACCAGGACGCCGCCUCCGCGCUGGACGACACCACGCUGUUCAAGCGGCCCGCGCUGUGGCAGCUGCUAUGAGGGUGGAGGAGCCGUAGGGUCGUUAAGUCGUUGGUUUAGCAAUAGUGUAUCCCUUCCCCUUGUACCGCCGCCCUGUUUCUACACUAACAUGACAAAUCUUCCAAGCAUUAUCGGGGGUAGAAGACGGGAAGAUCGAUGUUCAGUUUUUUUACCAGUAUACAGAUGUUAAGGAUUAAGAGGGUAGUAAAGGUCACGAUAAGUUCAUCUCUACAUUUCUUUAGCGUUGUGAACCUUUCUAACGACAGCCGUAGAUAGUUUUUUGCCUAACGUUACAUGGAGGGAAGUACACCUUACUUACGCUGAGGCUCGCAGAAGAGGAAAAGCCAAUUGAGUCUUAAGAAAUCUCAGUUACUGACGAAGGUAGAGAUGGUUUUAAUUUUUUCAAGUUACAAUUUUUUCCAACACUGGUUAAAGCAAGGAAGCGUUUCUUGUAACAUUUAUUGAAGCAAGGAAGCGUUUCUUGUAACACUGGUUGAAGCAAGGAAGCAUUUCUUGUAACACUGGUUGAAGCAAGGAAGCGUUUCUUGUAACACUGGUUGAAGCAAGGAAGCGUUUCUUGUAACACUGGUUGAAGGAAGGAUGGAAGCGUUUCUUGUAACACUGGUUGAAGCAAGGAAGCGUUUCUUGUAACACUGGUUGAAGCAAGGAAGCGUUUCUUGUAACACUGGUUGAAGCAAGGAUGGAAGCGUUUCUUGUAACACUGGUUGAAGCAAGGAAGCGUUUCUUGUAACACUGGUUGAAGCAAGGAAGCGUUUCUUGUAACACUGGUUGAAGCAAGGAAGCGUUUCUUGUAACACUGGUUGAAGCAAGGAUGGAAGCGUUUCUUGUAACACUGGUUGAAGCAAGGAAGCGUUUCUUG